Mytilinidion resinicola is the source of this 671-nucleotide messenger RNA. RefSeq lists its product as uncharacterized. Bases 170 to 607 code for a protein of 145 amino acids. The record is from RefSeq and is a predicted model, not a curated record. The transcript has 2 exons. Lineage: Eukaryota; Fungi; Ascomycota; Dothideomycetes; Mytilinidiales; Mytilinidiaceae.
CUCUUCUUAUGUCCCAUCAAUGCGCUGUCAUCCUAUGCCCUAGAAUAUUCGAAUAGAAUAUUCUACUCUAUUUCAAUCGCGUUCACAAGGAUACUCUACGUCAUCUACGCGGAAGAAACUGAGGAUAGCUUGGACUGCGGAAAGCCGACAAGCGCUUUCAGCCAAUAUCAUGACAGCUUCGCCAAAAGAACACACCUCAGAGGAUGAGUCGGACGACGAAAGCCUUGAACUCCUUGAUUACGGUGCGAACGUGCGCAGUGAACUAUGCGUAGCCCUUGAUGCAAUCAAUCAUGCUAGGGAAUUCGCUGUCUUCGGAACAGCAUUUGAUCCUGUCAAUCCUAGCCUGCACGUGCUAGGUGUUGGAAAGAUUCGACUACCCCUGGACGACGAAGAUUUUCGAAGCCAAGGGAUAUCUGAGUCUGUCACUGGACUGAAAACGAUUCUGAAGAACUGUGAGAAUGCUUGGAAUACAUUCAGUUUUCAGAACCCAUCCUGGGAAGCUUUCCGGUCGGCAAUAUGCACAAAGGUUUUCAGGACUAUGGAACUGCGGCCAGGCGACUGCAAAGCAACAUUACUUUCAUGUAGCACAGAGUCCUCGAUAGAGUAGUAUGUACACCAUUAAGGAAGGCUCACCAACAAAAUGCUGAUGGACAGCAGCCCUUCCCAGUCGG